UAUGUCCGACUUGUCUCCGAGGUGUCGAAAGUGGAAACAGAGUUUCCAAAAAUUCAAGAACAAUAUCGAACUCUAGAAAAAUAUGAAGUUCCACUUUCAUUCGACGUGAAAAGAAAAGUAAAAGGAAUUGACGAAGCCUGGGCUGGAUUUCUAGAAGUUAUUGCUAGUUGUGAAACAAUGCUAAUGGAAAGAAAGGAAACCUUCAAAAAUCAACUGUUGGAUGAUGCAGCAAUAUUCAAGCACGAUGCUGUAUCACUUUCGGAGAAACUGUACACCAGUGGACCCUUUUCAUCCGACUGGAAAUCAUCAGAUGCUAUAGCGUGGCUGAAAGCCUUUCACAAAGAAAUUGACUUCCUUAGAGCAAGAGAGAGCAAACUGAAAUAUGAUUUAGCUGUUUUUGGUAUCAGCCAUCCAGAUUCAAUGGAACUAGCGAAACUUGAAAAAGAUCUUACUGCUAUCGAAUUGAUUUGGCAGCUUACAGAUGAGUGGAAUGAAGCAUGGGAACGUUAUAAGACAGGAAAUUUCUGGACGAUUGGAAUUGAUGAAAUGGAUGCAACGGCCAAUGCCCUAUUUCGUAAAUUUACGAGAUUCGCUAAAGAAUUGAAAGAAAAGAAUUGGGAAAUUGUUGAAACUACAAGAACUCGGCUAGAUAAGUUCAGGCGAACACUACCUCUGAUAACUGACUUGAAAAAUCCAGCGAUGAGAGAGCGGCAUUGGAAACGUGUUGAAGAAAUUGUCGGUAAAGAGUUUGAUCAAAACUCGCCAGACUUUACAUUAGAUGCUAUCGCAGAAAUGCAACUGCAGAUAUUUGCUGAUCAAAUCAGUGAGCUAUCAAAUGCAGCGACGAUGGAGCUGAAUGUAGAACUGGGUUUGAAAAACAUCAACGAAGUAUGGAAGAAGAUGAUGCUUGAAAUGGUACCAUACAAAGAUCAGGGAAUAUUCAGACUCAAAACAGUUGACGACAUCACUCAAGCAUUAGAAGAUCAUCAGAUUCAGUUAUCCGCCAUGAAAUCCACGAGAUUUGUUGAACCGUUUGCGGUAGAAGUAGAUUAUUGGGAAAGAGCACUAUCUGACGUGAAUGAGGCAUUAGACGCAGUUCUCUUGGUACAACGAAGCUACAUGUAUCUCGACAACAUAUUUUACUCGGAAGAUAUUAGAAAACAGCUGCCAAAAGAGACAGACGAUUUUGACAAGAUAACUAUGACAUGGAUGGAAGUCAGUGGGCGCAUAGCAGCUAACGGGCUUGCUUUGAAAGUAACUCGUGACCCACCUGACCUCUUGAAUAGAUUGAACAAACUGAAUGAUGAAUUGGAUGGAAUCCAACAUGCCCUUGAUGCGUAUCUAGAAACAAAACGACAUGUAUUCCCGAGGUUCUAUUUCAUAUCAAAUGAUGAUCUCCUUGAAAUUCUGGCAAACUCAAAAAAGCCUGAACUAAUUCAACCGCAUGUCAAGAAGUUGUUUGAAAAUAUUAAAUCUCUGAGAAUAUCCAAGGUAAACACACUGACAAAUAAACAAGUUAUUGAAGGCAUGACUUCAUCCGAAGGCGAAUAUGUUGAGUUUUUGUUUACUACGACACUAGAGGGACCAGUGGAAGUAUGGUUGUGCGAAGUUGAAGCAGCUAUGCGGGGUUGUCUCAGAGAAGUAUUGCGACAAUGUCGGAUAGCUUUGAGAAAAAUGCUAGCGAAACGUGACAGGUGGGUCAAGGAAUGGCCCGGUCAACCUGGGAUCACUUCGACUCAAAUUCAAUGGACCACUGACUGUACAAGAACACUUUUACAUUGCAAAUUACUUGAAUCCAAGAAACCAUUGAAAAAACUGAAGAAAAAACAAAAUCAAGUACUGACAAAGUAUUCUGAGGCUAUUCGUGGAAAUCUGAAUAAACUUCAACGUUUGAAGUUGAAAGCAUUAGUUGUCAUAGAAAUCCAUGCCAGGGAUGUGAUUGAAAAAAUGUACAAAAUGAACUGCAUGGAUGUCUCCGCAUUUGAAUGGCUCUCUCAACUACGUUUUUACUGGGACAGAGAUAUUGAUGAUUGCUUAGUUCGGCAGACGAACACAUUUUUCGUUUACGGAUACGAAUAUCUCGGAAAUUCCGAACGCCUUGUCAUCACUCCGUUAACUGAUCGUUGUUACAUAACCUUGACAACUGCACUGCAUCUUCAUCGAGGAGGCAGUCCAAAAGGUCCGGCAGGAACCGGAAAAACUGAAACAGUGAAGGACUUGGGUAAGGCUUUGGGAUUCAAUGUAAUAGUACAAAACUGCUCUGAAGGCUUGGAUUAUAAGAGCAUGGGUCGACAAUUUUCUGGACUUUCCCAAACAGGAGCUUGGGGCUGCUUUGAUGAAUUUAAUAGAAUAAAUAUAGAAGUACUGUCUGUUGUUGCACAACAGAUACUGUCAAUAUUAACUGCUCUGGCGCAAAAAUUAAUACGCUUUACAUUUGAAGGAAGUGAAAUUGGUCUGGUACAUACUUGUGGAAUAUUCAUUACAAUGAAUCCUGGUUAUGCCGGACGCACCGAACUUCCGGAUAAUCUUAAAUCCAUGUUUCGCCCAAUAUCUAUGAUGGUGCCAGAUAGCAGCAUGAUUGCUGAAAUCAACCUGUUUGGUGAAGGUUUUCAAAAUACGCGUGUGUUGGCUAAAAAAGUGUUUACUUUGUACACGUUAGCUCAACAACAACUCAGUAAACAAUUUCAUUAUGAUUUUGGCCUGCGAGGAAUAGUGACGCUAACUCGUUAUGCUGGAAAAAAAAGAAGAUUGUAUCCAAAUCUCCCCGAUGAAGAGGUUAUCAUUUUGGCCAUGAAAGAUAUGAAUAUUGCAAAACUAACUACAGAUGAUCUACCACUUUUCAUCGGGAUUACUUCGGAUCUAUUUCCUGGUGUUGAAGUUCCAAGUAUAGAUUACGAAAAACUCAUAAAUGAUAUUAGUGCCCAGAUACUACAAUUAAAGCUACAGGUCAUUCCAAUUACGAUUACGAAAGUGAUUGAACUUUACGAAACAAAAAAUUCUCGACAUUCGACCAUGAUUGUCGGACAAUCGAAUACAGCCAAAUCAGUGACAUGGAAGUUGCUAAAGAACACUUUGUCACAAAUGAAAAAAGAUGGGAAACCUGGUGCGAAUCUCGUGUUUGAGUAUCCAAUUAAUCCAAAGGCUUCGAACCUUGGUGAGUUGUAUGGAGAAUACAACCUGUUGACUGGUGAAUGGCUCGACGGUGUGAUAUCUUCUAUCAUGCGGAAGACUUGUGCAGAAGAUACCCCAGAUGAGAAAUGGAUACUCUUUGACGGCCCGGUUGAUGCUGUUUGGAUAGAAAAUAUGAAUAGUGUGAUGGAUGAUAAUAAGAUCCUUACACUUGUGAACAAUGAUCGAAUCACGAUGCCCGAACAAGUAUCACUCUUGUUUGAAGUCCAAGAUUUAGCUGUAGCAUCGCCAGCAACAGUGUCAAGAGCUGGGAUGGUUUAUAAUGAUUAUAAAGAUCUUGGAUGGCGUCCAUAUGUGACCUCAUGGAUGCAACAAUACGAGGACAAGCCAGAGUAUCAAGAAGAGUUAAAGCAGUUGAUGAAUCGUUUCGUGGACACGACGUUAAAUUUCAAGCGUUCGAAAUGCGAAGAAACUGUGCCUGUAUCAGAAUUGAAUUUGGUUCAAUCGCUCUGUAAGCUUUUAGAAGUAUUGGCCACGCCGAAAAAUGGUGUGGAAAUGGGUGAAGACCCAGAUGCUUACAGUACUGUGUGCAAAAUGUGGUUCUUAUUUUGUAUGAUAUGGUCACUUUGCGCCACAGUAAACGAGGACGGCCGACAAAAAAUGGACAAUUUUGUAAGAGAAAUGGAAGGAAGUUUUCCAGUAAGAGAUACAGUAUAUGAAUAUUACGUGGAUGUUCGACAACGGGGUUUCGUUUGUUGGGAAGACCGGCUUUCUCCAACAUGGAAAUGCGUCAAAUACGAGAUUCCCUUUCAUAAAAUCGUAGUUCCUACGGUGGACACAGCUCGAUAUGAUUACAUAGUGAGCAUGCUGUUAUCGCACGGGUUUCCUGUGCUCCUUGUUGGUCCGGUGGGCACAGGGAAAACAUCAACCGCUCAAUCUGUACUUGAAGCCUUAAACCCAAGAAAGUAUUCGUUGUUGACCAUCAAUAUGUCUGCGCAAACUACUUCUAACAAUGUCCAGGAAGCUAUAGAAUGUAGGAUCGAAAAACGAACGAAAGGUGUGUACGUUCCAUUCGCUGACAAGACUAUGAUCACAUUUAUGGAUGAUUUCAAUAUGCCGAUGAAAGAAAUCUAUGGUUCUCAGCCCCCCUUAGAAUUGAUACGUCAGUGGAUAGGAUACGGAUUUUGGUACGAUCGACAAAAGCAAACUCGAAAAUACAUUCAAAAGAUGCAAUUAUUAGCUGCAAUGGGACCACCCGGGGGUGGCCGUAAUUCAAUUACGAAUCGGCUACUCACUAAGUUCAAUGUGAUUAAUAUGACAUUUCCGGCAGAGAAGCAAAUAGUUCGCAUUUAUGGCACAAUGUUGAAUCAGCAGCUACAUGAAUUCCACAAUGAGGUCAAAUCUCUGGCAAGUGACAUAACAUCCGCAACCAUUGAUAUGUAUACCAAUGUCAUUCAAAAGAUGUUACCUACACCAGCAAAGAUGCACUACUUAUUCAACUUGCGAGACAUAUCCAAAAUUUUCCAAGGCUUGCUGCGCAGUCACAAAGAUUACCAGUAUUCAAAGCAAACAUUCUUACGACUGUGGAUUCAUGAGGCAUUCAGAGUAUUUCACGAUCGACUGAUUGAUGAAAGAGACGGAGAGUGGUUCAUAAAUGAACUUAAUGAGCAGCUGGGAAAACGUUUCGAGAUGACAUUUGGUAAUUUGUGCAACGAUAAACGAAGCCCCGUAUUCGGAGGAUUUAUGAAUGCGUGGGAUAUCUAUGAAGACUUGUCAGAUUUGGGCGCCGUGCGAACUCAUAUAGAGAACCAAAUGGACGAAUAUAAUGCUUCACCUGGAAUAGUUCGUCUGGAUUUGGUAUUAUUUCGUGACGCCAUAGAGCACAUUUGUCGGAUUGUUCGUGUGAUAUCUCAGCCUCGUGGAAAUAUGCUUCUUGUUGGUAUUGGUGGAAGUGGAAGACAAUCUUUGGCUCGUGUUGCGGCAUAUAUGAGUGAACUGACCACUUUUCAAGUGGAAAUUACAAAAAAUUAUAGAGUUGGAGAGUUUCGAGAAGAUUUGAAGACCUUGUACGCUCUAGUGGGCGUUGAGAAUAAAUCCACCAGCUUUCUUUUCAAUGAUACCCAGGUGUCCGAAGAACAAUUUCUGGACAUCAUUAACAACAUGUUGAGUACGGGAGAGGUAGCAAAUUUAUAUAAAUCAGAUGAAAUGGAAAAUAUUAAGAGCAGACUUUCAAAGGAGGCGAUAAAAGCUGGUUACCUGCCAACGACUGAAGCUGUAUAUUUGUAUCUGAUUGAGAGAGUACGAGCCAAUAUGCAUAUUAUCUUAUGUAUGAGCCCAAUUGGCAGUGCAUUCAGAAAUAGAUUACGGCAAUACCCAUCUCUGAUCAAUUGUACUACUAUCGAUUGGUUCCUUGAAUGGCCCAGAGAUGCAUUACUUGAAGUUGCCAACAAAUUUCUAAAAAACUUCAACCUCAUCCGUACCAUCACUGGCGAGGACAGAGAACCUAGAAGGUCAUCAACAGCUAUACCAAGACCCCCUCUGCAAGAGAGAUUACGAGACGGGAUCGCAUCAGCCUUCUCCUUGAUCCACGAUUCAGUAUCUCAAUUUUCCAAACGAAUGUCACUUGAAAUGAAACGCUAUAACUACGUGACUUCUACAAAUUUUCUGGAGCUAGUAGCAGGAUACAAAGAAAUGUUGGUGGAAAAGCAGGGAGAGCUUGCCGAACAGUCUAAUAAACUUCGAAAUGGCCUGUUCAAAAUUGAUGAUACCCGUACAAAAGUGACUGAAAUGGCAGUGGCACUUGAAAUAACUCAGGAGCAGGUUCUCACCUCUACGAAGGAGUGUGAGGAGUUCUUAGUGGCAAUAGUGAAUCAACGGCGGGAUGCUGAUGAGACUCAAAAAGCUGUCACAGUGAAAUCCAUUCGGAUAACAGAGGAGUCGGAAGAAUGUAAGAAACUUGAAGCAAUUGCUCGGGCCGAUCUUGCUACAGUGGAACCAGCCUUGGCUGAAGCAAUGAAGGCACUUGAUGCCUUGAACAAGAAGGACUUAUCGGAAAUAAAAUCAUUCACUCGGCCACCUGCAAAAGUAGAAAUGGUGAUGGAAGCUGUUAUGUUACUGAAAUCUUCCGAACCAUCGUGGGCUGAAUCUAAAAGGCAACUUGGAGACGUGAAUUUCUUGAACACGUUACGAGAUUUUGAUAAAGACCACAUAUCAGACAAGACGUUAAAAACGAUAGGUCGAUACACAGCUAAUCCAGAUUUCGACCCCAUAAAAGUGGGAAUCGUAUCUGUUGCUGCCAAGUCGUUGUGUAUGUGGGUCAUAGCUAUGGAAAAAUAUGGAAAACUUUACAGAAUUGUAGCGCCUAAAAGAGAUAAACUGGAAUCUGCGUUAGAGUCUUUGCGACAAAAGGAAUCAGCGUUAGCUGAGGCAAAGACUCAGUUGCAAAAAUUACGUGAAGAAUUGGACAUAUUACAACAAACUUAUGAUCAAAAAAUGCAGGAGAAAGAUGAUCUAAUCACUCAGGCUGAGCUGCUGAAACUGAAACUGGAACGGGCUGCUAUGCUGGUGGAUGGUCUUUCUGGAGAACGUGUUCGAUGGCAGGAAACAGUACUCAUUCUGGAAAAAUUAUUUGAUCGGCUUCCUGGCGAUUGCCUCAUAUCAACGGCGUUCAUAUCAUACUUAGGGCCAUUUGUUUCUAAUUAUCGGGAAGAUCUGGUUAACAUCUGGAUGAAAGAGGUCAUAGAGAUGGAAAUUCCCCAUUCUUCCACGUUAGAUGUGAAAGAUUUUCUUACUGAUCCCACAACGAUCCGAGAAUGGAAUAUUCAAGGACUGCCGUCUGAUGACUUCAGUACUGAAAACGGGAUUAUAAUUACGAAAGGUGGACGUUGGCCUCUUGUCAUUGACCCACAAAGUCAAGCAGUCAAAUGGAUUAAGAAUAUGGAAUCAAGAAAUGACUUGAAGGUGAUCGACUUCGGCCAGCUUGACUUUAUGAAGACUCUAGAACAAGCUAUUCAAUUUGGGGACCCAAUUCUGCUUCAAAAUGUUGGAGAAAUCUUGGAUCCAGCUUUGAAUCCCAUUCUUCAAAAAGCUUUCAUCAAAUCAGGUGAUUUGAUCAUGAUCAAGUUCAACGACAAAUUAAUCAACUACAAUAACAAGUUCAGAUUGAUUAUUACUACGAAACUUCCAAAUCCUCAUUACGCUCCUGAAAUAUCAACUAAAACUACAUUAUGCAACUUUGCUAUUAAAGAACAAGGCUUGGAAGCUCAGCUCUUAGGAAUUGUUGUAAGAAAAGAAAAACCACAAUUAGAAGAACAAAAGGACAACCUUGUGAUAACAAUAGCAGCUGGAAAACGUACUCUCAAGGAUCUCGAAGAUAAAAUUCUCUCGCUACUGGGUAUCUCGUCUGGAUCAUUACUUGAUGAUUUGGACCUGUUGAAUACAUUACAGGUUUCCAAAGUUACGUCGAUAACUGUUCAACAAUCAUUAGUUACUUCAGAAAAAACAGAGGUUGAGAUAGAUGCAGCACGGGAAGGAUAUCGUCCAUGUUCAAAGCGAGCAGCUAUACUGUUUUUCAUUCUCAAUGAUAUGAGUCACAUCGAUCCAAUGUACCAAUUCUCUCUGGACGCAUACAUUUCUUUAUUUAUGGUUUCCAUCGAUAAAAGUCAAAAAAGUCCUAAGCUGGCUGAUCGAAUUAGUAUUUUGAACGAAUACCACACAUAUGCAUUAUAUAGGAACACCUGCCGAGGUCUUUUUGAACAACACAAGUUAUUAUUUUCGUUCAAUGCGUGCAUCAAAAUUUUGGAUGCUCAAGGAAAAGUUGUGCGAGGUGAAUACGCUUUCUUAUUGAAAGGGGGUAUCGUCGUGGACAAAGAAAAUCAACCUGAUAAGCCUGUAACAUGGUUAACUGAUGAAUCUUGGGAUAACAUCACUGAGCUAGACAAGAUUCCAGGAUUUCAUGGUGUGGCGGCAUCCUUCGAACAAUUCCCAAGGGAAUGGCAUAAUUGGUAUAUGAACACCGAGCCAGAAGUCGCUCCACUAGUAGGAGAGUGGGACGACACUUGCAAUGAGUUCCAACGAAUGUUAUUCGUACGAAGUUGCCGUUCCGAUAGAAUUUCGUUUUGCAUUACAUCAUUCAUUGUAAAUAAUCUUGGGCAAAGAUUUGUGGAACCACCCGUACUUGAUAUGAAGGCUGUGUUGGAAGAUUCUACUGCGCAAACUCCAUUGAUUUUUGUAUUAUCUCCUGGCGUUGAUCCAACCAGUACUUUGAUGCAACUUGCUGAAAACCAGGAUAUGUCGGCCAAAUUCAUGACAUUGUCGCUGGGCCAAGGCCAGGCACCGAUCGCAACAAAAAUGAUACAACUUGGUGCCCUAGAAGGAGCUUGGGUAUUUUUAGCAAAUUGUCAUUUGUCUCUUAGUUGGAUGCCGAAAUUGGACAAAAUUGUAGAAACACUUCAAACGAGUACAAUAUUACAUCCCAAGUUCAGACUUUGGCUGAGUUCCAGUCCUUCUCCAGAAUUUCCUAUAUCUAUUUUACAAGCUGGAAUAAAAAUGACAACAGAGCCACCCAAGGGAAUAAAAGCUAAUAUGAAACGUCUUUACCAUUUGAUAACGGAAACUCAAUUUGACAUGUGUGCUGCAAAAGCAAAAUAUAAGAAGCUCCUGUUUGCUUUGGUCUUUUUCCAUUCAAUGCUUCUAGAGCGAAAGAAAUUUCAGCAGUUAGGAUGGAACGUCAUAUAUAGCUUCAAUGAUUCCGAUUUUGAGGUGUCAGAAAAUCUACUGCAAGUGUAUUUAGAUGAGUAUCCUGAAACACCGUGGGAUGCUUUAAAGUAUCUCAUAGCUGGCGUCAAUUAUGGUGGCCACGUAACAGACGAUUGGGACCGUCGUUUAUUGAUGACAUACGUUCAGCAAUAUUUUUCAGUUGAUUUAUUGAACACACCAUUUUAUCGCCUUUCUUCACUAUCAACCUAUUAUGUUCCUCGGGAUGGAUCACUGGAGUCAUAUAGAGAUUUCAUAGCCGUACUACCAAAUACCGAUAAACCGGAGGCUUUCGGGCAGCAUCCUAAUGCUGAUAUCACUUCUCUCAUAAAUGAGACAAAAAACAUGUUUGAUACUCUGAUGAGCUUGCAAGUUCAAGCAGUUUCGGAGGUGGGUAGUACCAACAAGGAAGACAAGGUGAUGCAACUAGCAUUGGAUAUUUUUACAAAGAUACCAAAUUGUAUUGACUACGAAACAACAGAUAAAUUGAUAGGACCUAUAAAAACUCCACUGGACGUUGUACUGCUACAAGAAAUUAGUAGAUACAACGCACUGCUAGUUCAAACGCGGCUAAGCUUGAGCGACUUACAACGUGCGAUAAAGGGAUUAGUUCUCAUGUCCACUGAAUUGGAAGAAAUAUUCAUCUGCAUAUAUGAAGGACGCGUUCCAACACCCUGGCUUGCAACAUAUCCUUCGUUAAAACAGCUUGGUUCCUGGACAAGAGAUCUCAGAUAUCGCGUGGAACAUUUUUCAAAAUGGGCAGAAGCGACUCAUCCGCCAAUACUGUUUUGGCUGGCAGCAUAUACUUUUCCAACUGGAUUUCUCACAGCAGUCUUACAAACGUCAGCAAGACUGUGGAAUGUUUCAAUCGACUCUUUAUCCUGGGAUUUUACUGUUUUCUCCGUCGAAGAUAGUACACUUGUUGAGCCACCCACGGACGGUGUAUACGUUCGAUCCACAUACUUGGAAGGUGCUGGAUGGGACAGAAGGGUUGGGAUGUUGACCGAACCUACCCCAAUGCAACUUGUGUUCAAUAUGCCCGUCAUAUAUUUCAGACCUAUGGAAAUACUUAAGAAAAAAACAAGGGGAUUGUACAACUGCCCUUGCUAUUACUACCCACAAAGAUGUGGCGGGCAAGGAAGAUCAUCCUUCGUUGUGGCUGUUGAUUUGAAAGCAGGGCCUGAGGGACCAGAUUUUUGGAUCAAACGAGGGACGGCACUUUUAUUAAGUCUUGCCGUAUGA
This is a messenger RNA of Neodiprion virginianus, 10125 nucleotides long. RefSeq names its product dynein axonemal heavy chain 2 (gene kl-2). The transcript has 51 exons. Gene Ontology annotation, cellular component: dynein complex. Lineage: Eukaryota; Metazoa; Arthropoda; Insecta; Hymenoptera; Diprionidae. Bases 178 to 10125 code for a protein of 3315 amino acids. Gene Ontology annotation, molecular function: dynein light intermediate chain binding; dynein intermediate chain binding; ATP binding. The record is from RefSeq and is a predicted model, not a curated record. Gene Ontology annotation, biological process: microtubule-based movement.